This is a messenger RNA of Strigops habroptila (Kakapo), 6232 nucleotides long. It is a transcript of the gene SHOC1, whose product is annotated as shortage in chiasmata 1. Gene Ontology annotation, biological process: resolution of meiotic recombination intermediates. Gene Ontology annotation, cellular component: condensed nuclear chromosome. Gene Ontology annotation, molecular function: single-stranded DNA binding; ATP hydrolysis activity. The transcript has 25 exons. The record is from RefSeq and is a predicted model, not a curated record. Bases 796 to 4230 code for a protein of 1144 amino acids. Lineage: Eukaryota; Metazoa; Chordata; Aves; Psittaciformes; Psittacidae.
UGCAAGAAGUUCUUGGAGAAGCCACAUUUUUCAGACUCCCAAGACUACUGUAGCAACAGGCUGGACUCACCUCCUGCAGCAUUACCAAAGGUUCCUGCACUGGGGGUGCCAGCCUUUGUAAAAACGCACUAUUCCAGCAAGCAAAACUGCAUCUGGACCCUAGUUGUCGCUGUGAUGCAUGUGAAAUCUGGAGGGGAAGAGGGAGCAUUCUCACAACUAGUCCUGGAAUUCCUGCCAGGCAGGGAUUAGUCAAGCCUGGACGGCAGCAGGAAUGUGAUGCUAAACUGCCUGCUGAGAAACACAAGUACUUGUUUCACAGACAGCAGCCCUUGGGCUGCAAGAGUAAGUCAAGCAGCCAAUUAAAACGUAAAAACCAAAAACCCAACCAACCAAAAACCAACAACCCGAAAAACCCCCCUUUCCCAAAGUUGACAGCUAUUUGUAGAGACUGACAUUCCAGGUGUUUGCUGGAACUCCAUUUCAGCUCCCAAGGUAACAGACAGCAGAGAUAAGGAGCUGUCUGCUUCUGAGCCCUUUGGUAGUGCUCCUGGUAAAGCAGAGGCUGCAGCAUUCCAACGCCGCCGGUCAGCCCCAAGAGACGCCUCCCGGUGACCCCUCACGUUCCCUGAGAUUAAGUGACAUACAGUACCUUAAAUGGCUACUAAGGAGUUCACUACUAUUAGCUGUAUUCACAAUUAUACCACAGUCAGAGUUGAAAACAUCACAAACCAAGAUGUUUGCAGCUUUAAAGUAUCACUCAACAGACUAUUUAUAUGAGUUACUUCAACACAGAACAUGAUUGCUAUUUUGGUACUGGAUCAAUGGAAGCAAAGUUUACCUGUGGAGGAUUUCCUGGAAAAGAAACCUAUCUGCUCUGUAGAGUUCAAUACUAAUAACGAGUUAAUAGAAUUUAUUCCAAGUUCAAAUCCCUCCUCUCAGACUGACACAGAAGAACUUUUUUUACUUACGAAAGAUGCUUCUAAGGAAGAAUCAACCCAAGAGAAAUGUUUGAAGACUGACUAUGACACUGAAUAUAAAGAACAAUGGCAAGAUUUAUAUAUGGAAGAGGAACUUUUUUUUAUUGAUAACCUUGAAAAUUAUCGUAAAAAACUGCCUUCUUCAUCUGUACUUCUGAGCAGACUACAUUUUUUUUUAGUGAAAGAUCCCCUUUUAGAUUCUGAAGGACAGAGUUUAACAGAAGAGAAUGUUUUCAGGGAAUGUUUGACUUUCCAAAAUGAAACGGAGAUGGAAGAGAGUAAAAAAGAAUUGCAGGGGAUUAAAGAGAAUUUCUGUACCGUAUCUGUAAAAGAUGAAGAGUAUUUCAUGUUGCCUAUUGAGUUAGAAUUCUGCACACCCAGCAAUGGCAGAUCAGAUUCUGUUAAUAUUCCAUCAUACUUUGAACUGAAAGAGUUGUUAAAUUUAGCUCCAGAAACUAUGGCUGAUGAAGACAUGUGCAAAGAGGUGAUCAAAGAAGCUAAAUACAUUCCAUAUCUGAAAGAUGAAAUGGAAGUACCUUUAAGCCCUCCAUGCAGGCAACAAAGAUCAUGGGUUAAUUUUCUGGCCACAGGACUUCAAGAAGAACCUAUUCCUCUUUCUGGUAACAGUAUUUUGAUUACAGAACCUUCUAGGGAAUACCUACAAUCUUUGGUGUGGCAGUCAGAGAAGUACAGGGAUAAUAUGAACUCUCUUUUGCUUGUCGGAUGGCUUGAAGAGAUAAAUUCCAUGACAAAUCAGGAGCUCCUUUCUGCUGAAAAACAUCAGUCAGAUAAAGUAAUUAAUCUUUGCAUGUCGCUGCAGACUCAAAGGCAGCACUUUGCCAUGCAUAUGGGUGCAGCAUCACCUACCAAAAUUCCCAUUACAAAUACAUCUGUGGAAGAGCUUACUGGAGGAAGCAUAAAAAAGAAUAAGGUAGAAGAGGAAAUCUAUUUCUUAAACCAAGAAAAGAAAACCCCCAAAUUAUCUGAGUCUGUCACCAGUAAAGAUAUGUCUUCUGAAGAAGACAACUUACCCAGUAGUGAAAAGCCUGCAUCAUUUGCACUUGUUACAAAAUGGGACAAUGAUUCUGAUCUGAGCAACUUUAUCAUGCUGAGAUCUAAAUGUGCACUCACCCAAAGAGAGGAAAAAAAUUAUGUAAAUAGUCCUGAAAAAGUGUCACAACCUGAAGAACAGCAUAGACAUGUUCAUGAAGAGGACAGUUCUGUUUGUGAGACUGUAAGAAUAGAGGAGAAACAACAAGAGAAUGAGGACAAUAUCACAGUCAAUAUUCAAGCAUCAGAAAGCCAAUGCCAGGCAUACUGCCUCUUGGAAGAAGCAGCCACUCCCGUUCUAGAAGAUUUGACACAUCUGAGUGUGCUUGCUUCUGUAAAUUGGAGGUUUGACAGCAUUAAAUUUGAUCAUACAAGGUUUUUCUUAAAACAGCAAGAGAAAGUAAUAUGUGAUCGUUUCAAAGAAGGUGAAAUAGAUGAGAAGGAGAUCAUGCUGUUCAGACAUGCUGCUCUGGUGCACCUGCUGGUGGCAGGUCGAGAUCUUCUAUUAACAUGUGGCUUGGACACAGCACUAGGUUAUUUGUCCAAGGCAAAGGAUAUCUAUAAAAACAUCUUAGAAUCCUGUUUGAAUAACAUCUGGAGGCAGUUGAAGACUGUACAGUACAGCAGCCAGAAAAAGCAUGAAACAAAUCCCAAAAUAACAGAGCUUCAGUGUCAAAUGUUAAACUGGAUGCAAAGUUGUGGAGAAAAACACAGUGUUAAGAUACUUACCAUAACAAGGAUGGACUCUGAGAGAGGAAAAGAUGCCCUCAUUCAUGCUUUAUCUAAAAUAGAAGAAAAUGUUUCACGGAAUCACUGUAAUUCCUUUCUUCUGGAGGUACAGAUUCCAUAUGUAUUUCUGACAACUGAAGGUCUUCUUAAUAUGCCAGAUAUUCUUCAGCUUUUGGAAUCCAAGUACAGCAUUACCUUUGUUGAAAGAAGCACUAGUUACUCCUUAAGGCUCUGUGGAAGUACAGAUCAAUAUGUUGUGUUGACAAUAGAUGAAUGUACUGCUAUCUAUUUGCAGAGUAUGGAAGAACUAAAUUAUGAGAAAUCCUGUGAAAAUGUAAUAUUGAAGCUCAUGGUACUAUCGCUCCAAUAUACGUGCUGUUGGAUUGUUUUCUAUUCCAGAGAAACACUGAGUUUACAGUACAGUCUCAGGGGAGAUACUCUGCUUAACCUUGUCUUAAUUUAUGCUGCUCUAAUUGAACUUACACAAAAGUCAGAAGACUUCGAAGUGAAGACAGAGAAAUGCCUGCUUACUUUUCCAUGUGUCAACCCUCUGGUUGCUCAGCUUAUGUUAAAGAAGGGAUCUUCACUGAAUAAAUUGUUUCUUGCAAGCUUUGAUCAACUUCAGGAACUUCUGCCAGAGGUUCCAAAAAAGGUUUUAAAGCAUUUUAGUGACAUAAGGUAUUCGUACAGCCGAAAUGCUGCUGCUCCACUAGAAACAGCAGUGAAAGGUGCACUACCCCCAGAAAAGCAGAAUAACUUCAACACAUUCUAUCCAGAUUACAAACAAAACCAUCAAUCUUUAGAACUGCUUGGAACAUCUCAUGUGAGUUCUGAAGCCUUAAUUCCUCCACUGAAUCCUCAUCAGGUUUUUUUUGACUGUGAUGCUCCAAGCUAUUUGCAAAAGAAAUCGUGUUCUUCAGAAGUAGUUACAGGAAGGAAGCAGAAUUUCUUUGCUGUGCCAAAGGACUGUGAAGAUUUUGCUCAUCUAGAUGUUAUGAAUUCUCUUCAUGUUCAAAGACAGCCUGUGAGGAUGCGCUAUAGCUCUGGUCAUUCUUCCAAAAACUCUGAAAAAGAGAAUUUCUUUGCAACUUUCAGUGACUGUGAACCUCAGGAGAACUCGCAAUGUUUUCUAGAAGAAUUCAGAGACACGACAUUUAAGAGCCCAGAAAUUCCAACUGACCAGACCCCAUGGAAUGACUCUUCACCCACAGGUCCAUGUGAUUCAUUUGCACCUGAUGGGUUCCUCUCUGAUUUCUUUGUUGACCCAAAAGAGCUUCAAAGUCUGAGUUUUCUCCCCCAGAUCGGUAGAGAACCUAAAGAAAAGAGAAAACAAUGUCCACCAUUCUUAUGGACAAAAGAAAAAAAUAGAACAGAUUCAGGAUUUGCAGAAGUACCAGAGUUCAAAAAACGAAGACUGACAUAUGAAAGAGUCCCUGGAAGAAGUGAUGGACAAACACGUCUCAAAUUCUUUUGAAUGGAAUGGAAUGGGGAUUUGAAUACUACACACACUUUUUUAGAUUCUUAAAGUCUUUCAAGGGAAAUAUAGAUUAAAUUAAAAAUUUUAUUCAUUUUUAGAGAGAAAUUAGGGUUUGGCAAUCCUUACUAAUUCAGAAUUCUUUUGUAUGUUUUAAAAAUUUUACUAAACAAACUAGUUCCUUGAACUUGGAGAAUUAACUGCUUCUCUGUUUGUUCUCAUGGGUGAUAUAAAGUUACUUUAUCACUCUUUAUGCAACAAAUAAAAUAUGGAUGAAAAAAACCCAGACACUGAAGCUCAUAGAAUUUUCAAGGCACCUAUGUUUGUUCCCUGAGCAUGCAGCUUUACAGGCUUAAAGACAGACUAGAUAUGCUGGACUCUCAAAGCUGCUCAUAAAAGUUUUAGAGCUUUCUUGCACUCACUGUGACUCUUUGUAUUUUUCCCUUGGGCUCAAUUCUACUUCUUCACCUCUGACAGCUCCUUUAAAAACUCGUGUGAUAAGUUCCUGAACUGCCUUUUAUCGUAAUUAAGCUACAGAAACAACUUAUUUGUUUUAUGGACAGUUUUAUUUGUUUUAUGUAAGAGAUACGUUGAAAUUUAUGACUCUAACAGAUUUGAUUUAGAGAGCUUGGCUGUGACCCCAGCUCUUUCAUAAUCUGGUGGAGGCCAUUUGUUAGCAUCCACUUUUUUCAGCCUGCUACUGUGCGUCAGCUAGUAGGGAGAUGAGAGUCGUGUGGGAGGCAGUGACAGAUAAUGUAGGCUACAGCUGGAAGAGGUGAGACGUGAGAUAGGGGGGUAAAAAAAGGCAUCUCAAUUGCAAGCUACAAAAGAGAGAGGGUAGAAUAGUACCCCAACCCUCACUUCCCAUCAGAAGAUUUGGCAACGAAACAGGAAAUACGUGUGGGAGCAAUGGUAGACAGUAACUCCAUUCUGCUGCAGGAAUGCAUGCACGGUUUGCACAGGCAUGCCUGCCAGCUCCAGUGCCUGCUCAGCGGCCUUCAGCUGAGAUGAUUCAGUUUUAAAACUCACAAAUCUUUCUGAGUUUGAUGCAAUAACAGAAAGAAAAACAACAAGUUUAUGGUUUAUGCUUUCACUAAAAUACUUUCUUGCCUUUUUGAGUCUCAAAAGUUUAAGUGCAUGUUCACUUCUUGGAUAAAUAAAACCAGCACUUACGGGAGAAAGCUCUGGUCUCUCAGAGCAAAUGGAGUGCUGAUGUUUAGCUGAGAAUUCCUGAAAGCUAUGAUGACAGCACUAAUAGCAGUUUUAGUUCACACCAAAUAUCCCCAAACUAUUUGUGCCCAAAUUGUUUGCAACACUUUAGAAAACACCUUUCAAGUGUAAACUUAAGAAGCCAUUUAGCAGAAUUGCGAACAAGGUUUCUGUACUUUACUCAGAAUAAGAGAAAAAGUGAAAUGGAAAUUGCAGUUUGCUUACUAUUUGUGGCCCAUUUUUGUGGAACUUGACCUAACCCUUUUCCUUCUCUUUGAUUUGUGGGUUUGGCUCUAUUUUUCAGAACUGCCUCCCAAAUUGCCAGGCUCAGGAAUCUGUUCUUUCAAGAAUGCAGCUCAACAAAGUCUCAGUCAGAGACAAUCACAGUGCAGAAAAUGAUAGCUGCCCCUGCCAAACUAUGUAUUUAUGUCCUCCUUUCAUGCAAGCAAAGGCUGACGCCAGAACUUUUACAUGAACAGUCGUGGAAGACUGGCUCAGAUAAUCUCUAGAUCACUUCAAAAAUAAAUGCAUGUUGGCCAUGUUGAAUAAGGAGAGAAAAUUCAAGUGCUGUCUGCGUUGUUUCCAUUAGGUAGAAAAGAUGUCAGUGUACAGUUAGUUACUGGGAACGCAGUGGAAAAUAAGAGAAAGGGCUUGCAAUGACCAGUCGUUUUUACUUUGUUUAUGACUCUUGAUCUCUCACAGGUAUGUACACACUGGCAAAUUUAUCACAGGUGACAUUCUCCCCCUGCCUCGUAUCUGUUUAAUGUGGAGGAUUUAUUGCACAAUAAAGAUG